UUUAAUGCUGGUGACACCAUAUUACAAACAAGUGCUCCAGAGAAUACGGCGUCUCCCGUUCGAUUCCUAUACACAACAAUGUCUUCAAAAGCAUGCUCGACAACAAUUUCUGACCCCCUUAAAGUACAGCUAUAGUCACAGCGGAAAACCGGUUGAUGCCAAAAAGUACAAUAGGUUUAUCAAAAUUUGUGACGAGAUACUUAUCUAUGAAGAUUGGAAUAAGCUUACCAUGCUUUUCGAUUAUAUAUUUAAGGAUGUCAUGGGUAGCGAGUCUUAUCCCGAGCAAUACGGAGCUCUCAAAAAAUUUGAAUCUUAUAACUAUGACCAAGUGAGAGACAUCUAUCCACAGGUGCACUUGUUCAAACGACUUGAUGUACCCGAAAAAUACCACCAAGAGUUUGACAAGGAGUUAAAACAGGAGAAGGAUGAUUUUCUGUUGGUUAAUUACUUCAAAUUUGAUGCUAAUACAAUACCUGAUAUACCCUUAAUCUCCCGAAACCAGCUUAAUGAUGAGCAUGAAAAGGAGGAGAUGAAGAAGGUACUCAAUCAUGUGAAGCAGAUGUAUAAUUUCAUUGCUUCUAAAGAAAACAUCACCCACUUGAAAUUGAGGCCAAUGGAGGUUACUUAUCCAAGUAACAAGUAUGGCUUACCAUUGCAUAUAAUUCAACGAGACAAGCUCUUGAAAGACAAGCUUAUUUAUGUCAAAUCCGUUGUCAAUCGAUACAAGCCUAUUCCUGCUUCCAUAUUAGACCAGUUGGGACAAAUAACAAAUGGUGAUAUAAAUCCCCACUUUUUCACGUACAUGAUCCAGAAGAGACGUAAAGUGAUAGUGAAAAUUAAGGGUAACAAAAAGUUCAUUCCCGACAGCAAAAACAUCGUCAAGAUUUAUAGGGAGUACUUGUCAAAGCAGUUUUAUUACGACCCAAACACUGGAAAAUAUGAGACGAGCCUGGUAAUGUUUUACCAAUAAGUUGGUUUCAUAGUUGAAAAAUGCAGUAGUCUUUUUUGUUUGUGUCUAACAAGCAUCCGAAGUUCCUCGAGUCGUCAAGAAGGAGAUGUCUUGGAUCUUGACUCACAGCUUUACUGCUGUAGGUGGGAGUCAUAUUAUUUCGCAACAAGGAAAAGGCAUUAUAACUUUGUAAAUAGAAUUCACCUUCAGCCGCAGCCAACACAAUUAAAUUAUCAUUUUGCAUCUUGUAGCUGAUUAUCUUCUGAAACUCAAGAACUUUAUAAAUGAUUUCUUGAGGUUUCUUAAUAUCGAAACUGGCAACUUGAACGGUCGUGUCAGUUACAGAACAUAUGAAACUGGUAUCAUUGAUUAUUUUGAAUUCUGACACAGGAUUGAUACUGGAAUCGACUUGCACAAUACCUGACAUGUGUAUAAUUGAGGCAAAGUAUUUCUCAAAGUCCAAGAAAACUUCUUCAAACAAGUCUCUUAACGUCGAAGAGAUGUCAACCACAUUUUGGCUGGCCAGAGAAUUGUGUAUCAAAUCAUUGGAAUCGAGUUCCAAUUUGAGGUACUCAAAUAAUUUCGACAGAAACAAGUUCAGCCGAAAGUACUUUAUCAAGUCGGUAUGGUUGGUAUCCACCGGGAAGCUUAGCUCUUCUCCAUUCUUGUCCUUAGUCAACAAGUCAACAAGAUACUUCAGCCAAUUUAGGAACUCAUUAAAAAGCUUUUGUUCUUCAUUCACAUCCCAAAUAAGCCUGUAGAGCACUUUGAAAUAUUCCUUGGCGGAGGUGUCGAUCUUCUCUACAGACUCAAGGUUGAUGCCGAAGUUUCGCUCGCUAUCGAGUUCGCUGAAUUUUAUCACACUCUUGAGCUCGUC
This is a messenger RNA of Yamadazyma tenuis ATCC 10573, 1826 nucleotides long. RefSeq lists its product as uncharacterized. The record is from RefSeq and is a predicted model, not a curated record. NCBI's taxonomy places the organism in Eukaryota, Fungi, Ascomycota, Pichiomycetes, Serinales, Debaryomycetaceae.